AGUGUCAAUUGUCAAAUUCGGUUUGUUGAUGUUUCGUUUUGAGAAACUUUUUGAGUUUAUACUUUAUAGGGGUCAAACUGACACAACUAAAAGCCAUUAAGCAAAGAACUGAACUGAAUGAACUAUAGGGUAAAGAAAUAAAAAUAUAUAAAACUUGGUAUUGUAAGUAUAUAAAAUAGUCUAUAUUCAUUAUUGACGAUCUAACCUCAAGUGCCGCUACUAAAUUUAGAUGAAAUGGGUGUAACAGUUUUACAGCAGUAUCCAGUCGGGGAAAAUAAAACCGGUACAUACGUGAUUGAUUUGUUGACGAAAAGAAUAUUAGCUCUGGGUGCAACGCAACAGGGUCAAUUUCUAGUGGACUGCGAAAGCUAUCUUUCACUUCCUCAAAUGGGUACAACAAAAACAGUCCACAUCCUACAUAAUUCUGAGCAGCCAGCAUCUGUAUUUUCAAUAUUGGAAAGCGGUACAAAAACUAUACAUGUUAUAGCUGAUGGCUUGUUUGACCUAUUAAUGAUGAAGCUUUCUCAACACUAUACAUCUAAAAAACAAACUAAGAUAGAGAGCAAAGGGCCUAGGUUUGAACUUGGAGACUUUUGUGUUAAGCUUGGUUCUGUGACGAUGAAUCAAAAUUUCAAAGGAGUUCUUAUUGAGGUAGAGUAUCGUCCAUGUGUAAUGGCGAAUGCUGUCUGGGGAUUGUUACGUGAAUUUUUACAAGGGCUCUUAGGCCCUUCCAUCCCUGUCCAGCCACCUCAACACCUUGUGAGCAGAAUGAAUGAAAUUUACACACCCAUAGAUACUAUUUAUCAGUACUUAGAACACUUUAGUGCUUAUAGAAAAAUAACUGGGCUGAGAAGUGCGUAAAGUUGUAUUACCAUAAUUAAAAUAAAUAUUUUGUAAAAACGGUGAAA
This is a messenger RNA of Melitaea cinxia (Glanville fritillary), 908 nucleotides long. RefSeq names its product mediator of RNA polymerase II transcription subunit 20 (gene MED20). The transcript has 4 exons. Lineage: Eukaryota; Metazoa; Arthropoda; Insecta; Lepidoptera; Nymphalidae. Gene Ontology annotation, biological process: regulation of transcription by RNA polymerase II. Bases 235 to 861 code for a protein of 208 amino acids. The record is from RefSeq and is a predicted model, not a curated record. Gene Ontology annotation, molecular function: transcription coactivator activity. Gene Ontology annotation, cellular component: mediator complex.